GUUUGCGCGAUCUUCACGGCAGCUUGGGAAUGUGGUAGCCUCCUCCAGUGAGCUCGCCUUGCUUCAGCAAACCCGGGGGUCUCCGUAAUGUUCCUAGGGGGGCGUUGCUAGGAAUUCCUCCUCGCGUCAGUGGAAGGCACGCAAAAACACCUGCCGGCGCCAAAGCAGCCACCAUACAGGUGUAUUUUUAUAAAUUGCUCUCAGAGGCUCCGGAGCAGUAAGGACUCCGUUCGUGACUCUAAAUUGCCCUGCUCUGUGAAGGUACAAAUGAAGAACCGCUGGUCUGAUUCUGGGAAUAAAUUCUGUAACUACACAAAGAUGACUAAGCCAGCUGAUAGGCGCUGCAGAACGGAUUGCUGUGCCUCAGCUGUUUUACUCACCGGGGCUGCAGUAGAAGCUUUUGUUUUUCUCCAUUUUAUGAAGUCAUUGUAAGACUGCAUGCAAACAUCCUGAGUAUGUUCAUAGACAUGCUUUAGAGAUCACAAGAGCGUGUAGAAUAGCCACCAUGGGUCCCACUCAGCUUGUCACACAGAACCAUGGGAAGAAGACAAGUGUUUUUAACAUGGAGGAAAAAGUAUUUGCACUUUUCCAGAAUUCAGAGAUUCCCUCUGAACCUAGAGAAAACCCUCCCCUGAAAAGGAAGAAGGGGCCAGCCCCCAAGAUGCUAGGAAAUGAGGUGUGCAGCGUAUGUGGGGACAAAGCCUCCGGCUUCCAUUACAAUGUCCUGAGUUGCGAGGGCUGCAAAGGUUUUUUCCGACGCAGUGUGAUCAAAGGGGCCCAAUAUAUCUGCAAGAACAGUGGCAGAUGUGAGAUGGAUACGUACAUGCGCCGGAAAUGUCAGGAGUGUCGGUUACGCAAGUGCUAUGAAGCAGGCAUGCGAGAGCAAUGUGUUCUCUCAGAAGAGCAAAUCCAGCUGAAGAAACUUAAGAAGCAGGAAGAUGAUCAAGCCCGGAUGAUAGCUGUGCGUCAGAACCCACCAUCUCCUCCAAGCACCCUUCCCAAAAUGACACCAGAGCAGCUUGUUAUGAUAGAAAAACUUGUUGCAGCUCAACAGCAGUGUAAUCAACGGUCUUUCACAGAUAGGCUUAAAGUGACGCCGUGGCCUCGGAUUUCAGAUCCUCUUCAUCGUGAAGCACGACAACAGCGCUUUGCUCAUUUCACAGAGCUUGCCAUCAUUUCUGUGCAGGAAAUUGUGGACUUUGCCAAACAGUUGCCAGGUUUCUUGGAACUCACUAGAGAAGACCAAAUUGCUCUUUUGAAGACUUCUACAAUAGAAGUGAUGCUGUUGGAGACAUCUAGGCGCUACAAUCCAGAAACUGAAAGCAUAACUUUUUUGAAAGAUUUGAGUUACAAUCGGGAUGAUUUUUCCAAGGCUGGCCUACAAAUUGAAUUUAUUAAUCCCAUCUUUGGAUUUUCAAAGAGAAUGAAUGAACUGCAUCUCAAUGAUGCUGAAUAUGCACUUUUAAUUGCCAUCAGCAUUUUUUCUGCAGAUCGGCCAAAUGUUCAAGAUCAAACUCUGGUAGAAAAGUUGCAGCAUACCUAUGUAGAAGCCCUUCACUCAUAUAUAUGUAUUCAUAGGCCAAACGAUCACCUAAUGUUCCCACGGAUGUUAAUGAAACUGGUCAGCCUUCGGACUUUAAGUAGUGUUCAUUCUGAACAAGUGUUUGCUCUUCGGCUACAGGACAAAAAGCUACCACCACUUCUUUCAGAGAUCUGGGAUGUCAAUGAAUGA
This is a messenger RNA of Thamnophis elegans (Western terrestrial garter snake), 1732 nucleotides long. It is a transcript of the gene NR1H3, whose product is annotated as nuclear receptor subfamily 1 group H member 3. Gene Ontology annotation, molecular function: RNA polymerase II cis-regulatory region sequence-specific DNA binding; nuclear receptor activity; zinc ion binding. The coding region runs from base 506 to 1732 and encodes 408 amino acids. The record is from RefSeq and is a predicted model, not a curated record. Gene Ontology annotation, biological process: negative regulation of transcription by RNA polymerase II; positive regulation of transcription by RNA polymerase II; negative regulation of inflammatory response. The transcript is spliced from 10 exons. Lineage: Eukaryota; Metazoa; Chordata; Lepidosauria; Squamata; Natricidae.